Molecule: messenger RNA, 1536 nt
Organism: Cladocopium goreaui
Lineage: Eukaryota; Dinophyceae; Suessiales; Symbiodiniaceae
Source: the annotation of a GenBank genome assembly
AUGCCACUGGCCCGCAACGCCAUGGCAACGCAGCUCAUCACAUCCCAUGCGAAACGACAGGAUUGGCCUGGCGCAUUGGAGAUCCUGGUGGGUCUUCAACACGCGCGUUCAGCUAACGUGAUCAGCUUUGGUGCAGCCAUCCAUGCCUGCGACCGAGCUCGUUGGACUUCAGCAGUGCUGCUGCAAGACGUGCUGCGUUCGAGAUCUCUGGAGAGUAAUGUCGUCACAUCAAGUGCUGCCAUAAGUUCCUGCCAAAAGCUGGCAGCCUGGGAAAGUGCCCUGGAACUCUUCAGACUUAUGUCAUCGGCCGGGCUGUCGGCGGAUGUGGUGGUCUGGGGUGCUGGCAUCAGCGCAGCGGGAGGGUGGCAGAGAUCCCACUGCUUGCUGUGCGAGAUGGAGCACCAAGCUGUCGAGACGAACCACAUCACCACUGGCGCCGCGCUGUCGCAUUGUCCGCCCUGGCACCAUGCGCUGCAGUGCGGCGUCCGGGACACCUUUGCCCAAGGGCUGAGGCCAGAUGUGGUCACUUUCAACGUCACCAUGUCGGCUUGUGAAAAGGUCACAUCUUGGCUGGAUGCUGUUGUUCUUCUGCAGGAGGUUUCGAAGCAAGAGAUGAGACAAAGUGUGAUCACAUUCAAUACCACUGUAAGCGCAGGGGAGAAAGCUGGUCGCUGGCAGGAAGUUCUGCUUUUGUUCCAGUCCGCUGUGGCAAAAACAUUGCAACCUGAUGCCUUUACGACCAGCCCACUCCUCAAUGCUUGCGCAAAGACUGUUCAUUGGCAGCAUGCCCUCCAACUGGCUGGGGCGGCUGGGGGUCACUGCUCAGACUUGGUGAUUCUCAACGGUUUAAUCAACGCCUGCGGGAAGUCCAGUCACUGGCCCUUAGCACUGGCCAUCCUGGAGAAUGUGCUGAUGCAACGCUUAGAACCGGACAUCAUCACUUACAGCGCUGCCAUCAGUGCGUGUGAAGAACGAAAUGAACUCGGUCCAGCACGAUGUGGGUUUGAAGAUGCAUGGGAAAGAGCUUUGCUUCUUCUUUUCCAGGCCAGUGAGAGCCAGGUUGAAGUCAACGUUUUCGCUUGCAGUGCGACCAUCAGUGCGUGCUCCAAAACAUCCAAUUGGCAGCAAGCUGUGAUGCUUUUGGAGAUGGUAUGCAAUCUCCAAGUGCAGUUGAACUUGGUGGCGUACAACGCGACCUUCACGGCCUUCCAGGAAUCGAAUUGUUGGAGAUCGGCCAUUCAUCUCUCCGACGCGGCGGCAGACGCGGCAUCGCUGGAUUUGGUCGGCCUCAGCGCGAUUUGCUGCGCCUGCGGAAAGGUGGUUCCACGUCAGAUAUGGUUAAGGCCUGCUUGGGAUGCUUGAGGUACGGCUGGAGAAUGGCAAUCUGCCUGCGGUAUCAUUGACCAAGCUGCAAGAUGUCACAUUAACCUUGAUGCCAUCGCGUACGCCUCCAUCGCGGACGCCUGCGACCGGGCGGCUGAGCUGUCCGGUUUGCGGCGGCUGCUGGAGCAGUUGGAUCCCAGCGGAUCAGAAAAU